CAAUACAUCACGUGCAUUGUCACUUUUUAUUUAUUUUUUAUUUUAAAUUAAAUUUUACUUUAUUUCAGUGUAAAUCAGAAUGGCUGGAAAUAAGCACGUGUUUCAGAUGUCUGGAAUAAAGGAUCAGCAGCAGAAAGGAGAACUGCUUCGGGCCAUUAGGCAGCUUCAGGGCCUGUAUAUAGGAGGAUCUGUAUACAAAGAGAAAAUGACUCACCUUAUUGUUGCGAAGCCUCUACCGAGCGAGAAGUUCCUCUCAGCAUGUGCUGCAGGGAAGUGGAUCGUGUCUCCACAAUAUGUGCUGGAUAGUGCAAAACAGAACACAUGGCUACCUGAAGCAUCAUACGAGUUGAACCUCACUGCUAAUCUCCACACUUCUGUGAUUAUGAACCCUCUUAGGGAUUGGAGAGAAAAGGUUGCUCAGGGCAUUACAUCUGGAGCUUUUCAGGGCUGGGUUGUGUAUCUUCAGACUGACGAUCCCGUUAGGAGAGACAUGUUUAAAAGAAUACUGAACGCAGGGAGUGCUGUGGUCUACACUGACAAGUCCGCCACACAAGCAGUUACACACGUGUUAACCAAAGAUAAAUUCAGGAUGGGUCAGAAUCUCAGCAGUCCUUCCUACAACAUCAGCUACAUCGCUGAACAUCUUUUUGGGCUGGCAUUCUCAGCUUUAAACUCAUCUGUUAGAUGGGAAAAACCCAUACAAGAAGCACGUUUGAUGCAGCUGGAGGCUCUGGAGUCCAGUAUCAUUAGUAUAGAGGAUGAACCCAUGGAUGUGACUGAUAACUCGCUUCUCUCUGAGCUAGAGGAAAAACUACAAGACUACAUAAAAAAAAACGAGCUACGGAAGAAACAUCAAAUAAAAGCUCCAGAGAUUUUCAGCUACUAUACACCCGUCUUUCCAGUUCAGGUAACCGCAGUGGAUUUCACUAACGUUCAAAGCUUGGUGGAGUGUGGGCUGUUCCCUCAGGCUCUGGAGGAGAUUCAGGUCUGUCUGAAACCUGGAGUGCUUCCUCCACAUCCUCUGCUUAACGCCUGCAUGCAGCAUGCCCUUCAUGGUGAAGCUGAGCCGUACUUUUUCAGCAUGUUCAGCACCGUUCUAAACAACAUACUGUGCAAUAACCCUACAUGGAGCUCUCCUACAAGCAUCAAGUACUUCCUGCAGAUCCUGCAGUGUCCACAGUGUAAAGCUGGAGCCUUGCCAUUCUUCCAGACAUCAGUAAGGUACUGCUUGGAAAGCAAAGAUACCUGUCACUCACUGCCUAGCCCUGCCCCUCCAGAACUGCUCCGUUUCCUUGGCAACCUACAGGCGUUUAUGCUAAGGCUCUUUCAGCUGGAGCUGCACGCUGCUGGUUUGAGUAGAAGGACGGGAGGCUCAUGGAAGUCCCUGAUCUACACUAUGUUCUGGAACAUGUGGGAAAAGACAACGCUCACCUCCAGAGCCCUGCAGCAGCUGGCUGAACUUCUAGUGCAAACCACACUCUGGGCUCUCCAUUCCUCUCAGAAUUGGAGGCUGCAGGUACUGGCCACGCUGCAGGAGAUCCUGGCUGUGGUGGUGGAGUUCUGGGCUCAGGAGCAUGCUCAGCUCAACAGCCGUCAAGUGGAAAAAGGUUUUCAGGACCUGGCGGAGUAUAUUGCCAUCCAGUGCCAGGAUGUCCAUCCAGACCUUGUAAGGGAGCUGGUUCCUGCCCUGCAAUCCCAUCGGCUCAGGAUGCGUACCGCUGAUGCAAUCUACAGAAAUUUUUGCUCCAGGAAAGGCCUGAUAAUCAUCUCUGAGCCUCUCUCCCUCCACAAGAUAGUCUUUUCCUACCUGAAAGCCCUGGGGCAGUUGUGUGGGUGCAAGCCUGUGAGUGCAGCCUCACAGAGGGCAGACAGUCAGGUGUCAGCUGCAGAACAAAACAUGUGCAUGGGGGGCUCGGGCUUGAUGAAGGACAACUUGCCGAAAGGUUUUCACAAAGUGAAUCCUGCAGGGGAGACACUCCUCCAUCGAGCCUGCAAGAGGAACCAGUUUGUGAUUGUGCUCCAGAUCCUCAGCCUGCCUGGUGUGGAUGCUAACGCUAAAGACCAUGUUGGCUGGACACCCCUACAUGAGGCAUGUAACCAUGGCAGCACUGAGUGUGUGAGGGCGCUGCUGCAGCACUGCCCCAGCCUGCAGCUGGACAGUCAGGUGGAGGGAGUGAGCCCACUGCAUGAUGCACUCCUCAACCAGCACACAACCAUUUCUAAGAUGCUGCUGCGCCAUGCAGGUUCUGCAUUGUUGCACUUGCGUGACCGUUUAGGUCACACUCCUCUGGACCUGGUCAGUGAGGAGCUGCGUGAGGAGCUAAGACGCUGUGCAGAAGAAGGUGACUUGGCCAUGGCGGCGGGUCAGGUCUCUGAGGUAAGAGACCUGCCCUUCAUAGAGUCCUGCUCAUGCCUGCUGAGCUGCCUCCUCCUCACCUACCUGCUGGAGCAACACAUUCCAUCGUAUGAGAGCGCAGAUCCAGUGCUGGAGCUCAGUCCUGAUCGAGCACAAGCACUACUCAGGUUAAACCCAGAGACCCUGACCUCACAGUGGACAGACACUGGAGCUGUGGUGCUGGCUCAGGAUCUGGUGACUCUGAUGAGCAUGAAGCAGUACGUGGAGCAGCUGAGUCCUGCACUUACACGGUGCAGUGGGACUCAUACCAGUCUACUCAUCCAGCUGCUGAAUGACCUGCAGGCCGAGGGGGCAGCACUGCUCACUGGAGAACCUUGGUGCUAACCAUUGUGUAUACAACUUAUUCAGUUUUGCUUGGGAGCGACAAUAUUAAUUGGACCGGUUACAGAAACCCUUGCUUAUUGCAGUUGGUGAUUUCCGACACAUCAUUACUUACUGUUAUUUAUCAAAUCUAAUAGAACCAUCAUGUAGUUCGUUCUUGCCAAACAGAUAUCAGCAGGAAUUUCUUUUUUUCCAUUUUCAUUUAUGUAUUUUCUCCCAGUUUAGCGUAGCCAAUUAGUCCGCUGCUGCGGAUCCCAAUUGCACCUGAGGAGGGUAUAUACCCAGCCCACACCCCCUCUGAUGCGUGCACAGUCCCUCGACCCCUUCUUAUUCGCCCAUACUUCAGCGUUUGAAGACUCCACACACUUAUUAGUCCAGUCUUUCCCACUCAGCUGACUGAUGGACAAUUUUUUGACUGCUACAGGCACUGCCAAAAGGUCGGCACCUUUGUACCAGGGUAGCAUUCCGCUGCACCACCUGGGUGCCUAGCGGUAAUUUCUUACAUUGCACAGUUCUGUAUUAUACAUACAUUAUGAAAAAUGAAGAAUUGAAUAUGUUACAGUUUUUUUUAUUGAGGACUAACACUACGUCCUGAGCUUCCUUUUCUAUUGAAUGUUUUCUGUUGAAUGUUUUCUUAAAUAUUAGCCUUUAAAAUUAUUUUUGAAUGACAGAAUUGUGUUACUUAUGGUUAUAAUAUAAUAAGU
Trichomycterus rosablanca is the source of this 3441-nucleotide messenger RNA. It is a transcript of the gene slf1, whose product is annotated as SMC5-SMC6 complex localization factor 1. Gene Ontology annotation, cellular component: nucleus; site of double-strand break. Gene Ontology annotation, molecular function: protein binding. The record is from RefSeq and is a predicted model, not a curated record. The transcript is spliced from 19 exons. Bases 80 to 2740 code for a protein of 886 amino acids. Gene Ontology annotation, biological process: DNA damage response; positive regulation of double-strand break repair; protein localization to site of double-strand break. NCBI's taxonomy places the organism in Eukaryota, Metazoa, Chordata, Actinopteri, Siluriformes, Trichomycteridae.